AUAAUUAAAAUGGCCGACAUAUAGAGGCGGCGCGGAGGAGGUACGAAAGAGAAGAAGUUUCAUUUCAACUGUUUACAAACUCCUCCUCUUUGCUGUGUUUCUCCACGACCCCUCGAGCUACCCCUUCCCCUCUUUUUGCUCACAGCUUAAUACCAAAGGGAAGAGGAGCAGUUGUACAAUGGCCGAAGGUCCUGCUGGUGAAGGAGGCCAAUCAAAAGAAGCUCAAGGUCCAUCGACAACAGCAGAGAAGCUUCAAGAGGUCCUGAGGCUCAUAAAGGAAGACAAUGAGAGCGAAGUCCUCCAGCUGCUGAGGUCUGAUAAAGAGCUCUUACACGAGGCGUGUGAGUCCGGCUCACUGGAAGCAGUUGAGCUUUUAUUAGAGAGAAAAGUGACAAUAUCAGAAUGGAACAAAGCUCAUUUGUUGCCACUGCAUCUAGCUGCCAAGAAGAAUCACAUAGAGAUAGUCGAGGCUCUUCUAAAGCAUGACCCAGAUGUCGUUGACAGACCUUCUAAGUAUGGAGAGACUCCGCUGCACUUUGCCUGCCUCUACGGACACCUGCCAAUGGUUAAACUACUCAUUGAUUAUAAAGCUGAUGUUCGUGUUGAUGACAGGUGUGGUAAUACGGCAUUGCAUUAUGCUGUGAGUAGCAAUAAUCCUGAGCUGGUUGAGUUCCUGUUGCGUGAUAAAGAUCUCGUGCAACUCAUUAACAAAAAAAAUCAAUUCCACCAUUCUCCUAUACACAGAGCUGCCGUAUUACAGUGUGUGGAGGUUAUUGAGGUAUUAUCCAAUUACAAGGCAAGACUGAACAUCAAAGACAAGAAUGGUCUAACAGCGUAUGACAUGGCGAGCCUUCUCUACGAUAACAAGAGGGUCCUUCAUUCAAAGGACGGCUCCAAUAAGACCGACACUAUCAUGCCCAUUGGUUCAACGUCACGAGUCAGUACCCACUUGUCUCCCAUGUCAACCAUGAGUGACUAUCACAGCCGCUCGUCCAGUUUCUCUCAUUAUCGUCCAUCAGUUGGCAGCAUUGACGGAUCCACUACCAGUCUCCCUGUAGCAGCUGGCAUUCAAAAGAAAAGAGCAUCAGCCACUUCAUCAAAGAGACCAAUCAAUCUCUCCUUCUCUCAUUCCUACUCUAGACAAGCUAGUGCUGCUUCAUCCCAGGGCAGUCGUGGCUCAGAGAUUUAUCUAAAGGACAAGGAACAAGCCGAGAAAUUAUCAGAAGCACUUGAGAAACAAUCAUCAAUUGAUGGGCUGGAGAAGAUUGUCCUUGAUCAAACUUCCUAUGAGCCCCCCAUUGAUAUGUUCUUUGUUCCUCCAAUCGAAUCCAGUACCAUGACGUCUAAUAAAACUUCCUUCCAUUCGAAAGAUCACGACAUUAAAUUUCAAAUAGACGAUGGCUACUGGGCCCUGGACUCUAACGAGACCAUUGAUUGCAAGAUGGCCGCCACCCUCCACUGGAACAGUGCCUUCCCUUCUGACUAUGUGUUUAUUAGUCCGAUAGUGUUCGUGAGCUGUAAGGCUAAGAGGUCGUGUGAGGUUAAGCUCACUCUCCCUCACUCCCUUCAUUUCCCUUCAGAGAAGCACCACAAGAGGAUUAUUGUAUUCUUCACUAACACUGUUAGCAUUGAAGCCAUAGUCUCUUCACCGUCUCACAGAGAAUUCCGUCGUUUGGCCACCUCCGAUCUCCUAGUUGAUAUGCACAGUGUCUCCUUUACCACGUCCAUUAGGUAUCCUUCUCUCUUUGUGGUUGCGAUGACUCCCCCUCCUCCCUCCUUUCCUCUCCUCCCCUUGAGAUGCUGUCUGUAUGUGGCAUGCCCCAGUGAUAGGGAUCAGUACAUUACUAAUACUGAUAUAUCGGUCUAUGUGGCUAUGAAUCUAAAGACUGUUGAAAUGGCAAUGAAGACUGAUGUGAUACCACACGAGUACACGUUGGAGGAGAAAGGGUUUGUUCUUUCUGGGUCAGUCCUCAAGAUUAACUGUAAAUCAGAGAACAAGGAUUGGCAGAUAACUAGGAGAGGAAGUGGCCAUUUCAAAUACAAUCAGAUAUUGCUUGGUCCAGAGACAGAGCUGGAGACAUCGGUCUCUCACAAGCGAUCCUACCCGCCUAAAGAGUCCUUGUUUGUCGAGUGCCACGACCAUAAUAAAGUACUCAAGUGUAGGAUUAAUGUUGAGUCUGAUGGCAAAGAACUAGUGAAUAUGCUAGUGACACCUUAUGCUCCAGUUAGACAGGCUCCUACUUUGGAUCCAUUUAAUUUAAGAGAGUCAAUAGAUUUAUCUAAUAAUGAACUGAGCAGUAGUACUGAAAGUAUUUCAAUGAAGACGUCAGUUGUUUAGCAAAAUUCUAAUUCCAAGCUAUAUUUAGACCCCGCCCCAACCACGCCCAACAAUGAAAUUUAAUUAAUAAUCAUCUCCUACUAUUAUUUAAAUUAUUAUUAUUAUUAUUUUAACAGGAAAUUAAUAUGAUUCAAUAAUUUUUAAUUUUGUCCUUCGACUUUAUUAUUUUUUAGUCAGUGAAUGUCUUAAAAGUUCGUUUGUGUGAAAGAA
This is a messenger RNA of Amphimedon queenslandica, 2548 nucleotides long. RefSeq lists its product as uncharacterized. The coding region runs from base 179 to 2338 and encodes 719 amino acids. NCBI's taxonomy places the organism in Eukaryota, Metazoa, Porifera, Demospongiae, Haplosclerida, Niphatidae. The transcript has 15 exons. The record is from RefSeq and is a predicted model, not a curated record. Gene Ontology annotation, molecular function: protein binding.